AUGAGUUCCACCUGCCUAUCAUUGAAGUCACGAGCCCAGAGCAUGAUCCCCAGGAUCGUAGCGGCUUCAGGUAUGAACCAGAGUGAAAUAGCCAGAUUUGAAAAAUCUAUACAUACCCUUUCUAAGUAUGGGGAAUACCUUUCCGGUGCCAGUGAGAUUGAUAUAGAUUACCUCGAACAUAAAGCUGCAACUGCACUUCACGAUGAAGGAUACACAAAUCUCCCAAAAGGAAGAUUAGCUGCUCGAAACAGAAUGUUCGAUGAGUCCAAAGUUACCCAAACUGCGAAAGAUCUUGAACGUGACGUUGGAACUUUCGUAAACAGUUUUAAGGGAGUCUUCUCAAGGAUGGAUCUCGACGAUGAGAAACAUGGAGAUCUCAAGAGAGAGGUCUGGAAUCUGCUUGCUGAUGGAUGCAAGGCAAGAUACCGAGAGAAUGAUGAUCGUGGGAGCGAGAGUCGAUUGGUCCUCGAUUGA
Molecule: messenger RNA, 474 nt
Organism: Kwoniella shivajii
Lineage: Eukaryota; Fungi; Basidiomycota; Tremellomycetes; Tremellales; Cryptococcaceae
Exons: 2
Coding region: 1-474 (157 amino acids)
Source: RefSeq, a predicted model, not a curated record